AUGGCAUCUACGAACACAGAGGCCACGUCGGCUUCUUCUGGAAGUAACGACAGUUCCAACAAAGACAUUAGUUUGAUACCGCAAGAAGUAGACGAUACGGAUUACGGCAAGGUGUAUGAAGAACUUCAACUGCAUUUUCAUGAGGUAUACACGGUUUCACAGAGGUUGGCGGUUACAGAGAAGGCACAACGUCAAACGCUAUAUAGCUAUCGACGUAAAAUCGAUGCUUUGCUUGACUACAUGGCUGAGCUUGAGGGCCGUGAUGAAGAGCCAAUCGAACAACCAUUAGAUCUAGAUUCUAGACGAAUCGAAGAGAUCCUUCAAAAGAAGCCCGAAUUGAAACUGACACUUGAACCUCUACUUCAAAUUGCACAGAAUGAACUACCAGCCAACAUCAAGUUUAAAAAGUCAUACAACGCUAAUUUGGCAGUGGACGAACUGAUACCUGACAUUCGUCAGGACGAACUAGAUACAGUUGAGGUCAACCCGCAAGAAACUGAAAUGUGGGUUCGCCGCAAUUAUCCUCACUUGGUCGUCUCCAAGUUUAAACCUGUUGAAAUCCGAGGCAAGGAUGUUAGGGAAUACAAUGACCCUAACCUGCUGGCACCCAAAAAGAAGAGAAGGACGAACAGCAGAGAUCAGUGA
Molecule: messenger RNA, 645 nt
Organism: Candidozyma duobushaemuli
Lineage: Eukaryota; Fungi; Ascomycota; Pichiomycetes; Serinales; Metschnikowiaceae
Exons: 1
Coding region: 1-645 (214 amino acids)
Source: RefSeq, a predicted model, not a curated record